AUGAUCCAACAGCACCAAAACCAGUGGCCAGGUCCCAACCCGGAAUUUAGGAAUGCUUUCUCCAAAAACUGGCAGGAGCAUGUGCUCGAAAGCAUUGGCCUGGGCAGAGGGCUCCUUCAAAAUGCCACCCCUGGCUUAAGCGACGUGCCAAAGCCAAAGUCACCGCCAUUUGAAGAAGAAUUUGAUACUCCAUCAGAGGGUGAACCGCGCACAGAAGGCGGUGAACGAGGUGCAUGCAGUGGCCGCAAUCAGCAAGGCUUGGAGCACUUGGACACUUUGGAGAGUUUGGAGCUGCCGGAGCCCGCAGAUCCUGCGUCCCCGGCGCGUGCGCCGCAGCCUUCGCCGGCGGUGACGCCUUUGCCGUCGCCAAUGCUGGAGGUGCCACCAACGCCCACGCCCAGCGAAUCUCCGCGUUCGAAGCCGAUGACUUCGCCCAGGUUCACCCCAGCACUGGGUGGCGCCACGCCCUCCAUGACACCGAUGGCAUCCCCUAUGUGGCAGCCACUGUCAGAAGCAUUGCUACCUACGCCUCAGCCUAAAGCCGAGCCUGGAGGUGCCGUUGCGCCUCCCACGCCCAUGAGCAUCUUUGCAGAGGCUGAGGCUCCCAAAGUUGUCCCAAUGAAGACAGCAGCUCCAAGUCCAAAGCCUUUGGAUGUACCGCUUGAAGACCCAGGUUCUUCUGCUCUUCUAAGACUUUUGUGGCCAUCCCAACAGACAUCGCCAGCAGAGCUGCCCCGAUCUGGUGGUGAAGGAGAUGCUGGAGAAAGCGAGUGUGUGCUGAAGACUCUCUUCCGCAUGCCAGACUUCCGUGACAUUCUUUUGGAAGGUAUUGGUUUGCCCAAAUUUCCCAGCAUGGAGGGCCAGUCUGACUCACGUGGCAAGCGCAAGCAUGACAAGUGCGACCGAAGUGAGGACAUUUUUGGAUCAGAGCCCUAUGCCAAGCGUUACCGGCAAAUUUGGGAGAUUUUACAGCCCCCCUUCAGCGGCUUCAGCACAGAUUUCUCUUCUGUGGCUUGGGCUUCCUCACCGCCAAAGCUUUCGCGUUAUGAGAAGCUGGGUCAAACGGAGUCCAUGGAGUCCGUCUUCGGCCGUGGUGCUGGUGCUGGUGGUGCAGCCAAAGGCACCAGUGUGUCACUUCCUUCCGGUCCGCAUGCUCCUGAGAAACGGAAGCGCUUAGUGCAUAGCGAAAUUACCCGACAUCUUUGGGGAAGAGUUGUUCAACCUUUGAAGAGAAAGGUAAAAUCAAAGCCACAGCGAAUCACUGCAGCAGUCCUGCCACCUUUGAGCAAAAAGAGAUGGUCCGGAAAGGUGCCGCCAACUGCACAGGAACUGUCCUUGAGUUCUGGGCAGCCUUUCGUCCUCUAUGAAUACAUUGAAGAGAAUCCAACCUUAAUGAUGAACGCAGGCAUGGGCCAUGAGGUUCUCAGUCAAGGGGUGGCUGUAAUGGACUGUCCUGUACUUCAAGCUCCCCUUGUCUCUCACAAUAUAAAGGGCAACCGAUUCUUGUUGGUGUGGAACCGAAAUCGCAAUGAGAACCAGAACGGAGACAGAGGAAACGAAGCUGCGGAGUUGCAUGGCCAGUUGCAUUUGCGCCCCUUGUCUUUGGCUUGUGUGGUGGGUCAGGUGGAGCCAAGCCGUUUAGUCCCGGCACCGAGUUCAGAGUCCAAGAACCUGCGUUCCAGCUGUAUCCGUCACAUGCUGCGUGAAGUGCAGCACAGAUGGCAGAAGGACUUCAGUGGAGAACUUGAAGAUGGAGAUGAAAAUCAAAUUCACAAGGCCAUGGCCAAGGAUGUUUCUAAGAGUGUCCUGCAAUGGUUUCCAGAUCAGGGUCCACUUCUGCAGACCGAAUUGAAGGAGCUGAAGAAAGUUGAUCAAACCUGCGAUUUGUGCGAAGCGGUGUGCCUUUUGGAAGCUAUGCGCAGAGGGGAAGAGAGGCUCCAGAUCCUUGGGAUUGACAACCUGUACCAGGCUGAUUCUACCCUCACGAAAGCGCUGCAAGAUUUAGAGCUCUUGGAGCGUCGCAAGAGUGGCAGUGAUAACCUUUGUGCUAACCUCCAAAUUCUGCGAAGCAGGUGGAUUUUAGAACAACUGCAGAUCACCCCAUGGAACUUGUCGAACAGAUAUGCCAGUUUCAUCAAAAAGGGGAGCUUGCUCGCCAUUGCAGGUCCAGGCGAUCCAAGCAAUGGACGCCUGGAAGGAGUCAGCUUCUUGCCUGUUUUGGUGAAGUACACAGCCGAGUGUUUGGCACUUUCAAAGCUAUGUGUUGGAGCUGACCAAGACAUUGCAGCAAGACUCACGCAGCUUGGAGUAAGUGAAGACAGCUUCGAGCCGCUUAGCAGAUGGGAUCGUAUAGCUCUCCUUUGCACCAAACUUGGUGCAGAGUUGGAGAAAAACUCUGAUUGCUUCGUCACUGGUUGGAGCAGAGCAACCCUUCCACUGGCAAAGCAAACGGCUUCUGAGCUCAAGAAGAAACACGGACAACUUCUCCAAGAGGCUUUCCAGCGACAACUCAUGGCUUUAAGUCACCAACUGACCGAGGAUCACUCCACAGGGGCUGGUGAUCAGGCCAAUGAGCUUGAACCAAGCAGAUCAGUCAACCCAGAUGAUGAAGCUGCUCUUAUUGAGGCUUUGGAAGACUCCCCGGAGAAAGAUGGUGGUGCCAAUGCCAUCACAUUCACUCCGCACAGUGAAGGAGAAGAUGACAAGAUGGAGAUGCAACGUUUGAGGAGGCAACUUGGUACGGAUGAAGCACAUGCAGCAUCUGCAGCGUCUGCAGCAUCUACAGCCGCAGCAAUGCCUACGAAACCAGUUGAGAGUGCAGGACCUGCCAAAAAGGAUGCAGCAACUGGAAAAGUGGGAAAAGUGAAAAUGCUGAAAAUCGUCACCAUAUCCUUGAGCAAAACGGGGCAGAUGCAGGAGCGUGUGCUUUAUGUCUUUGGUGAGGAGAACAUUCGUCUUUACCGAGAGAUUCGUGCAGCCAAUGAGACCAUGGGAGCUAUGGCAGCUAUGGGGCCUGGCGGCGGCAUUGGGCCACUGGGUCUUCUGGGGCCUGGAGGCUUGAAGUCGCGUGUGGGCCGUGUGGGCAGUAAUCUUUCCAAAGUGAGUGAACAAAGCAGAUCCACUGCCACUGGUGCCACUGGUGUCACUCGUACCACCGGUCCCACCGGUCCCACCGGUCCCACCGGUCCCACCACCAAUAAGAGAAAAUCAAAACUUAAAGACACCACAGAUGCCAAAGACGCCAGAGAUGACGAUGAGCGUGUCUCAUCUUGCAGCAAGAAGGGCUCUGAAGGUGCCGCUGGCGCCCUCAAAGCCUUGGACCGUGACAACCUGCUGAAGAGACGAAGGUUUCAUGUGAAGUUUUGCUAUGCCCGUCAUGGUGCGGGAUUCCAGCCUCUGCCCUCUGGUGGUGCUUUUGUGAAGAUCUAUGCCCCACAUGCGACGCAAGUCUCUGUGGCAGCAGCAUGGAGUGCUUGGAUUCCAAUGCACAAUCUUUUAAAUACAGGGAACGGGUGGUGGGAACUCAACAUCUCCAGUGAACCUACCAGAGACUACCUUUUCCAAGUCGGAUCUGCCUACAAGAUCUUUAUUGUCUCCGAAAACGGUGAAUCAUACUGGCGGCCUGAUCCAUGGUCUCGCAAGCAAGAUGGAACGCCACUUGGAAACUCCUUGACUUAUUUUGAUGAGAAAUUCCAAUGGUCUGAUGCUGGAUGGUCAAUGCCUGAAUGGAACAAACUAGUGAUCUAUGAACUUCACGUGGGGACCUUUUGCGCAUAUCUUGGUUGGACAGGCAGCGCGACUCUUGAUAUGUGCAUUCAAAAGCUGGACUAUCUUGUGGAUUUGGGCAUCAAUGCCAUAGAACUCUUGCCAGUUGCAGAGUUUGAUGGCAGUGUCGACUGGGGGUACACGACUGCAUAUCCUUUCGCAGUAGAGGAGUCUUAUGGAGGACCAGAUGCUUUCAAGAGAUUUGUGAACGCAUGCCAUCAAAAGGGAAUUGCAGUUCUUCUGGAUGUCGUUUACAACCACCUGGGUCCAAUGGACUUACCGUUAUGGCAAUUCGAUGGAUGGUCCAAGAAUGGCCUUGGUGGGACAUAUUUCUACAACGACGGCCGGGCCGAGACUCCUUGGGCGCACACUCGGCCCAACUACGGAGUGGAAGCGGUUCGGCGCUAUUUGAUUGACAGUGCUCUCUAUUGGCUCAACACCAUGCAUUGUGAUGGACUUCGGGUGGAUGGUGUGAGCUUCAUCCGGCUGUGGGGUGGAACAGAAACCAAUCGAAGUAGUGCGACAUUCAAUCCAGAGGGAGAAUUGUUCUUAAAGGAACUCUCUGCGGCAGUGAGCCAAACUGGAAAGAUCUUGAUCGCCGAAGAUUUGCAGGGAAACAUUUCACUCACAGAGCCACUUGAAGCCAAUGGUUUAGGUUUUCACAGCCAAUGGGACGGUUUAUUUCAUUGGAAGGUGCUGAACAGCUUGAAGCGAUCGGACGAAGGCCGAAAGAUGAGCGAUCUGAAGGAUGCGAUUUUGGCUGAUCUCGGCGGAGGUCUUCGUCGCACGGUCUACGUGGAGAGCCAUGACGAAGCCGGGCGCUUUCGCUUGGCCGUUGCGAUCUCCGGUCGACGAAAUUCCUGGGUUGGAACGCGGCUGGCCGCCAUGGGAACUGCUCUUGUUAUGCUGAGCCCUGGAAUUCCGCUGCUUUUCCAAGGUCAAGAGUUUGCAUUACAGGACCCAUUCUCUGCACAUCAUCCAAUGGAUUGGCUUAAAAAGACAACGCAUCAAGGAACUCUGAAACUGCAUCGAGACUUGAUCGGAUUACGAACAACAAACCAAGGUCUCCUUGGAGGUGACGUCAAUGUCUCUGCAGAUGAGGAGAACAAAGUUUUGACCAUUCACCGGUCUUCAGCGGGAGGCAGCGUUUUUGCCAUCUUCAAUUUCCGAAGACAGGCACUGGCCAAUUACCCUGCAGACUUCCCAGACUUCGAGGAGUGGAAGCUGGUGAUCAACACGGCAGACGCCCAGUACUACAACAGCGCCACCGUCUUUCAGAACGACGACCGCGACACGAAGCGACCGGAUUCUAAGCUGCUCCAGGCCGCGGAUGCACAAGGCAUGUUCUUGCACCCCUACAGCUGCAUGAUCUACACUGGAUAG
Cladocopium goreaui is the source of this 5148-nucleotide messenger RNA. NCBI's taxonomy places the organism in Eukaryota, Dinophyceae, Suessiales, Symbiodiniaceae. The record is from the annotation of a GenBank genome assembly.